CCCAACGCCCCAGGCUCGGCUGCGCUGCCGCCGCGACUGGGAACCCCGAGCCCGCCAGUGGCGAGAGCGCGGUCAGAAACGCGUUGGCGGCAAGAAAUCCACAACCCAGCUAGCCAGAAGGAACUCUGGGGACAUCUAGAAAGAAACAGGAAGGACUCGAAUAGAAGCAGUGACGGAGUCAUGAUCGUGCUGGGCUGGAUGCUUUUUGUUGGACUCGCAUGUUACCUGGGCACGUUUCCAGAGCUGACGCCGCCAGCCCUGAAGUGGAACGAAUGGUGGUCUCUCCAGGAGGGCAAGGCACGAGUGAGGAGCCGGGCUCUGGAUGAAGAUCGGCCACUGUGAGUGGGGGGUCAGGUCUGCUGGCCUGGACGCCUCCAUUUCCAGAAAACUAGACCCCAGUGGAGAUAAGCAAGGACGAUCCUGGUGAAGUAAUGCAGCUUUGAAGCUCACCCGACCAGCUUUACAGUUCCUGAUGUUGGUUUCGCAUAAAGUAAAUUGCACAUUAUUUUGUCAUA
Tupaia belangeri chinensis (Chinese tree shrew) is the source of this 515-nucleotide messenger RNA. It is a transcript of the gene MISFA, whose product is annotated as mitochondrial sheath formation associated. Lineage: Eukaryota; Metazoa; Chordata; Mammalia; Scandentia; Tupaiidae. Bases 181 to 342 code for a protein of 53 amino acids. The record is from RefSeq and is a predicted model, not a curated record. The transcript has 4 exons.